AUAUAAUCAUUUCUGUAAUUCGUCGUCACGUAGAAAAUGAAGUUUGCUUCCGUAAAUUCAAAGUGUCCAUCAUACACAGAAAAACAUAUUAUAUAUGUUGGAACGCAUACAGGUUCAUUUAAAAGAAUCAACUUGUAUGAAGAUAAUCCGUAUCAGCAACAUAAUUUGCAAACUAUAGAAUCGCUGAGCAAAACAUCGAAGAUCACAUGCAUGGAAUUUAGUAAUAGUGAUCAAACAGAGAUUCUGAUUGGACGGGCAAAUCGCUGCGUGAAAGUUUUUAACUGUUACGAGGAAGAUAGUUUAUCAAACUUCGAAGCUGGGAAUGAUGAAGUUGUUGGUCUCGGACGUAGCAAUGAUUGUAUUGUAGUGGGAUGUGCCAAUGGAAAGGUGCGCAUCAUUAAGUAUCCCUCGCCAAUUGAAUUUAGUACCGGUGAAAACCUCUUUCGUUUAAGACUAUGUGCGGAAGAUGAAACGCGUAUGGUUACAGGUGGUAAACAAUUGAAACAAAUUAUAAAACUUUGGGAUCUUGAAACGCAAAAAGUGAUUUUCGAGGCAAAAAACGUAAGAAAAGUUCUCGAAUUAGAACAACAAGUCUGGGACAACGAUGUGGUAUUUGCUAAUCGAAAUCUUAUUGCGUCAUGUUCGCGUCAUGGUUACGUUCGUCUUUACGAUGCGAGAGGACCGCAGAGGCGACCGGUGCAAGAUUUCACUUCAUCAGAUCCUGAUGACCAACUUGCAUUCUCGUGCAUGACUGCUCAUGAUAACUACCUUUAUGUAGGAACGACAACAUUUGGAGCUAGAGCUUUUGACAUACGAAAAAUGAAAAAGCAUAUUCAUGUUUAUAAAGGAUUUACUGGGACUGUUACUUCAAUUCGAGUGGAUAAAACGGGUAACCAUUUGUUCACCGGUUGCCUUGACAGAUACGUGCGAGUACAUCAUGCUCAUCAAACAGCUUUGCAAUACCGAUGUUACGUAAAAUCCAAACCAACACAAGUAUUGGGAACACUUUGUAACGAGAAAAAUUCGAAGCCUUCAGAAAACACAAAUAUGAUGAACAUCGAUGAUGAAAUACAAAUAGUUGAAAACGAUGGUGAUUCUGAUGCAGAAUACGAUGCCAUAUUCUCCAAAAUGCAAACAGUCAAGGAGUCCGUUUCCAAAGCAAACAAACGAAAAUCAACGUUGGAGAGCCCUAUCAUCAGAUCGAGUAAACAAAAAAAAUGAUAGUUAUGAACCACAAAUAAAAUUAAGC
Anopheles nili is the source of this 1249-nucleotide messenger RNA. Its product is annotated as WD repeat-containing protein 74. The record is from RefSeq and is a predicted model, not a curated record. Gene Ontology annotation, molecular function: protein binding. The transcript has 3 exons. Gene Ontology annotation, cellular component: nucleolus; preribosome, large subunit precursor. Lineage: Eukaryota; Metazoa; Arthropoda; Insecta; Diptera; Culicidae. Gene Ontology annotation, biological process: ribosomal large subunit biogenesis. The coding region runs from base 37 to 1221 and encodes 394 amino acids.